AGGUAUUUUGGGCUUGCAUAAUUUCUUACUUAAAUCAGUUUAGAGGCAGGAGAGAAACACGCUGCAGAAUUUGAUGGAAUAAAGAUAUAUAACUGUGAAAAAAAUUGAAUUGCCAUUUUGAAAGGAACCAUGACGUAUUCAACCAGAGCAGAAAGGGUGGAAAAUAACCUCAAACUAUAUAGGUUUACAGCUAUACCCAGUGGGAAGAGAUUGGUCUGUGAUGUGGGCUCGCCUGCAGGAUCCAAGCUGUUUGUCUCUCCAGUUCUCUCCAUUUCGGGGAAAUGGUUGAGAGGGGCAUGUGGUUGUGUUGACUCAGGUGUUUUAGAGUCUCUGGACUUCAGCUGCGGUCACGCAGACCUGUGCUUGGGCACCUGGGAGUGAGGUGCAGGCAGCACUGCCUCAGCUGUGUUUGUGCACUGGGAACGCUGGCUGCUCAGAGCUCUUGGGAGGUGGAUUUUUAUUUUGCUACAUACCAGUGAAUAUGACACCAAAACAUGAAAAGCAGGAAUUUGUAACUGUCUUGGUGAGAGACCCCAGGACACAGAAAGAAGACUCAUGGCAUUCUUACAUAGACUAUGAGAUAUUUAUUCAUACAAACAGUAUGUGCUUUACAAGGAAAACAUCCUGUGUUAGACGUCGCUUUAGAGAAUUCGUUUGGCUUCGUCAGAGGCUUCAGAGCAAUGCGGUGCUUAUACAGCUACCUGAACUGCCAUCUAAGACUCCCUUUUUCAACAUGAACAAUCCUCAUCACGUGGACCAUCGCCGUCAGGGUCUGCAGGAAUUCCUGGAAAAGAUCGUACAAGACACAUUAUUGCUUUCAGAUAGUAGACUUCACCUCUUCUUACAGACUCAGCUUAGCCCAGAAGAUAUGGAGGCUUGUGUGUCUGGACAGACCAAAUACUCUGUUGCUGAUGCAAUUCACCAGUUUGCCUCUUUGAACAGACGUUUUCCUGUAGAAGAUGAAGAGAGAAAAAAAGGAAAAAAUGAUGCAGGCUCUGAUUCAGAGAGUUCAUCCUCCGGGCUCCGACCUAGUGAUGACAGCAUUUCAUGUGGAUGUAAAGCAAGCCCAGCUUCUGAAGAAUCAUGAAAAAUCAUUCCUCUGUUGCUAUCUUAAGGACAGUACAAAGCAGUUUCUGCUCUGUUUACUGGUUACGUGCGCCACACAAGCAGGGCUGUCUGGUAAUGCGUACCUGAAAGACCCGUCGUCAGUACAACCAUAUGUCCUUACAAAAUAUUCAAAACAGACCUUUAUACUGUCUUUUUGUUGUUUUUUGGUGUUUGUUUUUUUUUUUAAUGUGUCUUGAUUCAGGCCUACAUGUUACCUAUUUAUGUUUUUGUGACUAUUAAAAUCUCAGUAUUGGGUAAGUCCUUUUCUGACACACAUUGCCAGUUAAAAUAUUUCCCUCAGUGAGUGCAUGUCUUGGAUCAGAAAAAUAAAGAUAACUUAAUUCCUCAUCUUAAAAGUUGGUAUAUCAUAUUAAACAUAUUCAAAGCAUCUUUUUGUAAUUUGCAGCAGAGAAGUUUCAUCUUUAGAAGUCAUUUGACGCUGCUGAUGAAAUUACACACCCCACCAAGGUACUCACUUUUUAAAGUAGCUCGGCAACAUCAGCAAAACAACAUUCGUACAAACUAUAUGCUGCUGACAAUUUGAGAUAUAAAUACAUGUUCCCGUGGUCGAAAUUUCUGCAGUGUUUACAGAAAGCCUGGUUUUAUCAUGCAUGAGUACUGAAGGCAAAAAUUUUCGAGUAUGGUCACUUAUAACUUUAGAAAUACAAAUAAAAAUUACAUAAUUUCUCGGCUUGAUGGAGGUUCUCAGUUCCCAGGGAAUUAUGGAUACUCAUUCCCAGUGAAAAUCCUGGAUAAGGCAAUUGAAACAAGUGGCUGAAUUUUGCACUGACCUCGCUAAGGCCAGGAUUUCAGCCAACAUGUUUUACUUUUGUCACUUAUAUUUGAAGAUGCUGGGAGGGGUGUUUUAGCUUAGCAGCUGAAAUGGAGAGGUGAUGAUAAUCACGUAGCUAUAACGCGCUGUACGGAUGUUGCCCUCUCCACUCUUCAGGAGUAACAGGAGCUGCUUAUUUCAUUGUGGCUGUAGUUAACACGUUGGAAUAUUGACUUUUUCACAAACAAAAGGCAGGCUCGAACACAACUUCGUAACCACCAACACUUAUUUUGAUUAAACGUCAGUUUUGCUCUUUAUUGUUCACAGCAGCUGCGUAGUGUCUUGUCCCAGAUUCUGUCAAAGGAGUAUGUUUCACUGUGGUGUUGUAUUUAUAUUUGACAUUUAACUGCUAUUAAAAAGACCUAGGGGGUCUGAUCACUCUAGCAAAGCUUCCAUUAACUUCAGUGCUGUAGUUACUGGCCUAGAAAUGGAUAUAAAUACAUGCUCGCCUUUUUUUUUUUUUUUUUUUUUUUUAAGAAUUAUGUGGUUACUUUCAAAGAAGGAACAUUUUAAACCUGUGAAUUACAGAAACAAUAGAUUAUUAAAUGGCCAGCUAAUAAGCCUAGACAUGUGUGGGCAUGCUUUUUUAAAGCAUCCAGAUGGGAAUCUGUGUAAUUUUAGAAACAUGUUUUAAUGGCCUUGAGAAUAACAUCUCUUAGGUAACUACUUCAAGCCACUGUAUUUUGUUGAUGGCAGCACAUUUUAAAGAUAAAUAUCCAUGCUUCUUUUCCUUUGGUCUUACUGAUUUGCACAAAUGUAUCUGUUCACUUUCUCAGCUUGUGUGUGAGUUAGCAGCAAUGUUAUUUUAAUGUAAAAGUGAUAACAUCUAAUUAAAGCAACAAGUUAUCACAAAAAAAGUAGCUUAAAAAUAGCUGUUAUUGCCAGGCAGAGAUUUUGAUUUCUUGACUUUUCUUCUUUUUUUUUUUUUUUUUUUUAAUAAGUUGGCACAUUACAAGAAAAAUGGUUCAGUGAAUUUAUUUAAAAAAUGGGAAGGAUAUAAAAACAAAAACUGGAAUAAUGUCUGAGAAGAAUACUAAUGUUUUUAUUUAACACAGUAUGAGGUUUUCUUUUGUUUUAAAAGAUUGAGUUAAACUGUUGAAGCACUUUACAAUUCUGGCCUCCUAGGACAUCUUCAAGAUCUGCAAAAAAAUUACAGAAACACAAGGUUUGGAAAGCCUUUGUGGUGUUUUUUUUUUUAAUUUUUAAUUCUAGGAACUUAUCUGUAGGCCAGUGAGUGUUUUUCAAAUGAAGAUGUUUCUGAAAUAAAUAUUUGUUUUCUAAUAGCUCUACUGUUGUUCUGUUAUUUUCUCGUCACACUGUUAAAAAAUCUUAAGACUACUAUAACAGAACUUUCUUCUCAGCUAUGACAGAGAUUUGUUUAAAUAUUUAUCUUUUGAAUGUUGCCUGUGUAGCUAUUAUUACUAGAAUUUUUUGUAUUAAAGGGUGAGGAAAAGUAUUCCAUGCUCUCUAGUAUGUCCACUUUCUGUAUCGGCUGUAUGUAACUGCAUAUAAAUGCUUUAAUACAUUCUGUUUCUUUUGGAGCAUUAAAUAUAACUGUUACAAAUUUAAAUGUUUUAGAAAAAAAGAAA
This is a messenger RNA of Myiozetetes cayanensis, 3528 nucleotides long. It is a transcript of the gene SNX10, whose product is annotated as sorting nexin 10. Gene Ontology annotation, molecular function: phosphatidylinositol binding. Gene Ontology annotation, biological process: intracellular protein transport. Bases 482 to 1087 code for a protein of 201 amino acids. Lineage: Eukaryota; Metazoa; Chordata; Aves; Passeriformes; Tyrannidae. The record is from RefSeq and is a predicted model, not a curated record. The transcript is spliced from 7 exons.